UAUUUUUUUAUUUUCGACAGUUUACUGGUUUAGGUCUAGUUGUUGUUGUUCGGUCAUGUAUGGCUCGGUUUUUGGCGGUGAGGUGCUGUGUUUGCAGCAGACCUUGGCAUUCUCGAUAGCUUGUCGGGACUCGAAGACAGUGACGUGUUCCCACUACUCCAUGCGCACGUUACCCCACACCCUCUCAUCUUCAGCUUCACGCUCCUCUCUCUCUCUCUCUCUCUCUCUCUCUCUCUCUCUCAGAGAGAGAUAAGAAGAAGCAAGACCAACUCUUAAGAAAACCCAAACCCAGCUGUAUCCCCGUUAUGGUCAAAUCACCAUCCCACACGUUAACCCAAAAGGGCAAACCCGUAAUCUCUCAGCGCAACCCACAACGCCCCAUUUCUUCAUGGGUGAGAGUGCAGACUGUGAGCUCUCUCUCUCUCUCUCUCUCUCAACUUGGAACUUGCACAACAGGGACAGGAGAAAACCGGGUUUCUGCAAAACCGCUUUCCUUUUGUGGUACAGUGAUGCACGAAUUGUUAUCGUACGCCAGGGAGUACAGUGUUCUCUUAACUUACGCAUCCCAAUAAUAAGGACUGGGUAAAAGGUCAAGACCAAGUACUCUUACUACUGAAAAAAGACGAAGAACAAGGCCCCUACCAAAUCACCACGAAAUCUCGGGCUCCUCUAGCUGGAGGAAGCAGCCAUGCACUUUCCGGUACCUACUCACACGUAGUGGUAGACCAGCGUAGUAAAUAGCGUUGGGGUCACCUGGAAUAGGGGUUUAGAGGGUGGUGGCGAUUAGAUUUCUGGGUUGGGAAUAGGGUUUUUUCAUGCAAAGGCAAAGGAGACCCAUGUGAGCAAAGAUGGAAGGGAUAAAUGGGUUGGAGAGAGUCUGGUGAGAAAAGAGGGAUAAGGUUUUGGAUUUUCUGUGUUGGAUUAUUAAUGUUUUUUUCCUUCUUCAGGAAUCUCAGUCAAUCUAUUACAGCAAGAAAACAAACCACAGGGAGAAGAGGUAGUUUGCAAGAGGGUAAAGAUUACAUCUUUUUUGGUGUAAGAAUCCAAGCUGUGGCUUUGGCCCUUCCUUAAUUAGCUACCUCUGGUGCUUGUCUUUAUCCAGAGGAGUCCCGAAGAGUCUGCAAACCAAAAAAGAAACAAACAAGCUAGCUUCUUUAAGAUUUGGGUCUUUUUUUUUUUGUCCUUCCAUGGCGAAUCGAUGGUGGGCUGGAAAUGUGGCGAUGGGAGCUCAUGACUCAAUCACCGCCUCGACACCACCGUCUCUUCAUCUUAGAAACUCUGAAGCCGAAGAGCACAACAACAACAACAACACACCCACCAACAGCAGCACCAGCAACCCAAACAACACUCCACCUCAGAAGCAGGACGACGACCAGGACAGCCGUGACAACGAUCGAGAAGUUGACAAUCAAGACCCUAGCUCCGGCGGCCCCGACAGCCUCGAGCCUGGCUCCAGCAACCGCCGGCCCAGAGGCCGUCCCCCCGGCUCGAAAAACAAGCCGAAACCGCCGAUAAUCAUCACCAAAGAGUCUCCCAACGCUCUCCGGAGCCAUGUCUUGGAAAUCAGCAGCGGCAGCGACAUCGUCGAGAGCAUUGCCACCUUCGCACAGCGCAGGCACAGAGGAGUCUCCGUCUUAAGCGGCAGCGGCAUUGUUUCUAACGUCACUCUUCGUCAGCCGGCAGCGCCGAGCGGGGUCAUAACGCUCCACGGAAGGUUCGAGAUUCUGUCCCUAAACGGUGCGUUUCUGCCUGCCCCGUCGCCGCCGGGGGCUAGUGGCCUGACCGUGUACUUGGGCGGCGGGCAGGGGCAGGUGGUUGGUGGGACUGUUGUUGGAGCUCUGUUGGCUUCCGGGCCGGUGAUGAUCAUUGCGGCGACGUUCACUAAUGCCACUUAUGAGAGACUGCCGCUUGAGGAUGAGAGCAAUGAAGGGAUGCAAUUGCAACAGCAACAGCAGCAGCAGCAGCAGCAAUCCGGUGUGAAUUCGGCAGGGAACGGAGGGAAUUCGGGUUCUCAGGGCUUGAGUGAUCAGCAGCAACAACAGCAACAAGUGCCCAUUUACGCUUUGCCUCCGACUUUGCUUCCAAAUGGUCAGAUGCCGCCUGAUGUGUACUGGGGUCCUCCACCGCCUAGACCUCCGCCUGCUUACUGAGGAAGGAAGAAGGGUAGAUGCUUGGUUUGAUCUUCACCGACUCUUUUUGGUUUUGUGCAAAAUGUCUCGGCAGCUUCUUUCUGUAGGCACAGCAAGCAAGCUGACUACAGUAUAUCCUUCAACAUUGGAUCCUGUAACAAGUUUUGACUUGAAAGGCUUUUAGGUGACUGCUGCACCAAGAAAAAUGAAUCAUCAUAUGUUCUAGCAACCCUUGUGUAACAAGGCCCUCAUUUUAUCUUUAUGUAGAAGUAUCAGUUUCAUUAAAACUUAAAAAAUUAUAAUUAAUUCAAAGUCAGGGUUGGAGUU
Messenger RNA from Rosa rugosa (rugosa rose), 2456 nucleotides. Its product is annotated as AT-hook motif nuclear-localized protein 15. Lineage: Eukaryota; Viridiplantae; Streptophyta; Magnoliopsida; Rosales; Rosaceae. Gene Ontology annotation, cellular component: nucleus. Bases 1188 to 2150 code for a protein of 320 amino acids. The transcript has 2 exons. The record is from RefSeq and is a predicted model, not a curated record. Gene Ontology annotation, molecular function: DNA-binding transcription factor activity; minor groove of adenine-thymine-rich DNA binding.